Lethenteron reissneri (Far Eastern brook lamprey) is the source of this 2423-nucleotide messenger RNA. RefSeq lists its product as uncharacterized. The record is from RefSeq and is a predicted model, not a curated record. Lineage: Eukaryota; Metazoa; Chordata; Hyperoartia; Petromyzontiformes; Petromyzontidae.
CGCCACGCCACCCAAGCUUUGCUGCUGCCACCGGUCAGGACCUUCGACGGCGGCGUCGUUAAAGGCAACGGCCGCAGUUGAGCGGAGUGCGCCGGGGAGUUGAAGGACAACGGGAAAGUGACACCUCUGAGAUGUCGCACGCCACGCAGGCCGUGAAAUACGCGCUGCUUCAGGGCCUCCUGCUGACUUCAGCAUCACUGGCAGUGUCUCUGGCGCAGCCCGAUCGACUGAUAGCAGCUGCUCAGUCUGGCAUUGCACGGGGGCGUUCCUCCGGUUCUGGUUGUUUACUGCUGGCAAGUGACAUUGGAAAAGAUGGCUCAGAAAAGAACCCCACGAAGUCCUCUUCUCCAUUGCCCCUCAGUCAACAUCUACCGCAAGGCCACGAGAAACGCUCAACAGAGUCCAUCGGCCAAGGUUUCCUUGGUGGCCAGAAGCAGACUUCAUCAGAAGCCAUCCGACAAGAAUCACCGGGAAAUGGCAAAGCGCCACUUCUGGGGUUAGAGAGCAACGAUCCACUGAAUGUAUCGGCCGACAAACCCAAAAAUGUACCCACUGCCUAUCAGCCACGGUUAGUGGGCCGUUUGGGCCGCGAUGAGGAGCAACGGUCACCUGGGGCCAGGUGCCGGAAUUGUCGAGGCGGCAGAAGACCUGGCUCGAGACGCGUGAGAAGGAAGAGCGGCAAUGCUGUUGGGAAUGGGAAUGGGCAAGGGAAUGUGGGUAACAAUGGACAGAUCCAUUCAAGUCCGAAUUCAACAACCAAUUCAAGUCCGAAUUCAACAACCAAAGACCAGUGGUGGAGCACAGCGGGCGAAGGUUGGACCCUGUCAGAUUGCUUGAUUCCCGUUGGACUCCAGUCGGGGUUUAUUCCAGAUUCAGCCUUCACGGCCACCUCAGAAAAUUCGGCAGCAGGGCUCGGGGCGCCUUCGGCGAGGCUGAACAACGCUGCGGGGAGCUGGAGUCCCCGGCGCGACCGGACCGGCGAGUACCUCCAGGUCGACCUUGGCGUGUCGUUUCCCAUCAGCGGCUUGGUCCUGCAGGGUGCGCCCGGUAACAACACGUGGGUCACGGAGUUCCAGGUGGUUGUCCUGAGGGCAGAUGGAAAACAAUGGAAGCCUCUUGACGCCAAAGGUGAAAAUCAGGUUUUUGCCGGGAAUGUUGACGGAACGACGGAGCGGAGUCUGCUCUUCAACACGACCGUGCCGGCGUCCGGCAUACGAGUCAUGCCAGUGGCGUGGCACGGUCGGAUUUCCCUGCGGCUGGAACUUCUCGCGUGCUUAAAGGCGCUGAAAACACCCGAGAUAGAUUAUGAUCCGACGAGCGUGAAUGGUAAGGUCAAAAUUACAGUUGCCAACUUGCCGGGUGGUCCCGUCUGUUUCCGAUGGGACAUGGGAAAUGGAGAAAACCUGAUCCUAGGGCCCAUGUUUUGCAAGGACGGUUGCCCGUCGUGUCAAUACGAAACACUGGACUACAAGUCCGGCUCUUUCCAGUUCACCUACAAGCAAAUGCGGAUGUUCACAGCCACGGUGAACGCGACCAACGUAAUAUCCAGUGCCAGCCAGAGCAUGAACGUGACCGUGAACAGAUUCGGCUGCAAGCUCGGCGCAGUGACCAUUCAGGACGACGCAAAGGCUGCGGAGGCGCCCAAGGUCGUGCGCAUCACGGACGGCCUCAGCCUGCCAGUGGACGUGCAAAGGAGUUGUGUGGUGUCGGGCAUGCGCAUGAGUCUCAAGUGGACGGCGAAGCAGAUCAAUGAUACCCGGUCCUACUCUGGGAAUUCCAACACGCUCACCAUCGUGUUCGCGCCCAACCAGCUCCCUCUGGGCUCUUACCGGCUGACGGUCACCGCCACCAUUUCCCUCGCCGGUAUCCAGAGCGUGAGCGAGCCCAUUUUCCUCAGGUUCGAGGAGCCUCUGCUGGAUGUCCAGCUGUCUGGAGGUCACUACAGGUUGGUGGGCGAGGGGAGAGACGUCCUGGUGGAGGCGGUGUCAAGUUCAGGAGAUGCCGCAGCCGUGAGCGGCGUCGCCUAUGACUGGUCCUGCAAGACGAACGCCACGCUCGAAUUCGCCGUGGCCAACGCCUCGGCCUGCGUCGGGGCGCAGGCCGUUGGGCGCAGAGUCUUUCGGCUGCCGGGUGCCUCCAUCGUGGCGAGCUCCGUAUUCUACGUGCGUCUCGUGGCGUCAUCGGGCAGCAGAGUGGUGACGUCUGAGCAGACGAUCAAUGUGACCAAAGGGACGCCUCUGGAGAUCAGCAUCAGAUGUUUGGAAAACUGCAACGAGAAGAUUGAUCCAACGUCGACGUUCUACGCGGUGGCCCAGUGCUCCAAGCUGCGCCAGAGGUGAAGACAUCUCCUACUCGUGGUCACUGAGGCAGUUCAACACGGACACCGCGGCGUACGACAUUGACCGGGGCUCCCUUGUUCGACA